AUGCAGGGUAGGGCCAGUGUCACUGCGAGGAGGGGAGCCAGACACCCCAGCAUAUCCUCCUCCAGUUCCCCUCCGCCACAAGAUGGAGCUCCGGUGACUACUGAUUACAACACAAUUGGAUCGGACUCGCAGGCCAUUUGCUGCGUGGCUAAAUUCAUGUAUGAAACAGGACCCCUGGGCCAAUUCCGUCAUAUAGAUUCCCAAGAAGUCGAGGCGAACAUCGAAGAGCUGGAAGCAAUGCAGUAA
This is a messenger RNA of Penicillium manginii, 246 nucleotides long. RefSeq lists its product as uncharacterized. The transcript is spliced from 2 exons. NCBI's taxonomy places the organism in Eukaryota, Fungi, Ascomycota, Eurotiomycetes, Eurotiales, Aspergillaceae. The record is from RefSeq and is a predicted model, not a curated record. The coding region runs from base 1 to 246 and encodes 81 amino acids.